AUGUCUGUUCCUUUCGACACUUCACUUGGGUGGGUAGCAGUACACGAUAUUAGUUGGAGGGUAUAUAGAAAAAAAAAAUCAAAAAAACUAGUCUACUCCGAUCCCUACCCGAAAAUCUUUGUCAUUGGGAUCAUUCUCUCUCUCUCUCUCUCUCUCUCUCUCUCUCUCUCUCUCUCUCUCUCUUUUAAUUGUCUUUCUAUUUUCCUCCAUCCUCCUGCUUCAAUAAACUCUGUUCCUUUUAUCCUAUCUGUCCUUUUCUUCGUCUUCUUUUUUUACACGUCACCCCCCACCGCUUUCAUUAAAAAUGUUUUCUUUCCUUUUUUAAUCGUUGCUUUUCUUUGUCUUUUUUUUCUUUCUACCUUCCUUGUUACCCCCCACCCCCGCCGGCUUAAAGAAAUGUUUUCUUUUCGUUUUUAUUUGCUGUCUUUUUGCUCACUUUGUCGUCACCAUUUUUUUUUUUUUUGCAUUUUAUUCUCUCUUUGUUUCUUUUUCUCUUCUUUUUCUAAUUUCCUCGCCCUCCCCUUCAUUAAGCCACUUUCUCUCCAUCUGGCCUUUUUUUUUUCUUGUUUUGUUUUCAUGUUCUUUUCUUUUCUCCACUUUUUUCUUCCUUCUCCUCUUUCUGGAUUCCGUUUUUAA
Molecule: messenger RNA, 636 nt
Organism: Acanthosepion pharaonis
Lineage: Eukaryota; Metazoa; Mollusca; Cephalopoda; Sepiida; Sepiidae
Source: the annotation of a GenBank genome assembly